CAUAAACCAUAACAAUCUAUUGUAGCUAAAACUCGAGACCUCGAUGAUUGAGGCAUUUCGAGGGGGGAUCUUAUUCUCUCUUCUACGGAACAGCCCAAUUGUGUUGUGUCUUACCCGACCGGAGGAUGAGCCAUCACAAACCAUCACCAUCAAUAUAUGUAAUUGUACGGAGUAUACGUGCCUGGCUGGCUGUUGUACCACCCUCCUUCCACGCCCAUCAUUCUAUCAAUGCCACCAUCGAUCCAAUCCAAGACAAACCCCCAGUAGUAAUAUCAAGAAGCAAAUAACACCCCCAAGUGGAACUCAACAAUGGUCCUGAGUAUUUCGCCCGCUCAAGCAACUACUAACCUCGAUCGAUCUCCAUCUUUCAUCCUGUCGAAUCUGAGCUUGCCGUGCCAAACCCUCUCACGCUUCACCCCACUCCAUCUGCACCCAGCAAGAUCGAGUAAUGGUGAGUGGGGGUGGGCAGAGAGGCAGUCUUUGCCUUCAGUCUCUCUAUCGUUGCUUCACUCUCAAGCUCGGGAGGGAGUGAAUGCCCUGCCUGCCCAUCUGACCAGCCAUCGCUGCCCGAAGGGCCCCGUCCUAGAGAAGUUUAAUCAUCACGAUAAUCCCGCAUGUCGCUUGACAUUGAUGACCCUGAGCCGGACAGACGGAUAUGCAAGAAGCACUGAGUUGACUGCCUCUGCCUAUCUGCUUCUUUCGCCUUGCUUUGAGGAACAAGAAACAAAAAAACAGGAACAGGCACAGGAACAAGAACCUCAGCCCUCAUCCCUCAACCCUCAACCCUCAACCCUCAAACCCCUCCUCCUCUCCCUUCCCGUCCAUUGCCCUAUUGACACAUUGUCCCCUCCUAUAGACUGUCUUUAGAGCAAGACUCCGUAUGGACAACCUACCCAGGGCGGACUCUAUUCCCUGGCUCUCCACCCCACGACCAGACAAAACAAAUCAAAACAAUAAACAUUUCCGCCCUCCUCCACUACAGUACAGUUAUACAACGGAAUGAAAAUAUACAUCGAUGAAUCCAAUCCACGAACCGGCCGAG
Aspergillus fijiensis CBS 313.89 is the source of this 1042-nucleotide messenger RNA. RefSeq lists its product as uncharacterized. The coding region runs from base 310 to 867 and encodes 185 amino acids. The record is from RefSeq and is a predicted model, not a curated record. NCBI's taxonomy places the organism in Eukaryota, Fungi, Ascomycota, Eurotiomycetes, Eurotiales, Aspergillaceae. The transcript is spliced from 4 exons.